This is a messenger RNA of Gongylonema pulchrum, 996 nucleotides long. Lineage: Eukaryota; Metazoa; Nematoda; Chromadorea; Rhabditida; Gongylonematidae. The record is from the annotation of a GenBank genome assembly.
AUGAAAGAGGGUAAUAUCGACGAGCGGCGUCCGGAUUUGGUGCAUUUGGCGAAGAAUCCGGGAACUCGAGCGUGCAGUCUUGGACUAGAUGUGAUGCGCAAUCAGCAAUCGCAAUUUCCUUAUUUGCACCUUCAUCAUCCACGAAUCCGACGACUUUUGCACCGCCACCUUGCUCUGCCGCUUCUACCACUACUUCUCACAGCAAUCCUCCACAGGACGGCGGCUACUGUCCAUGUGAGCCUGUCCCCGGAGGAUAUUGUUGCCGAAUUUAUCAAUCCAAAUGUCCACAACGAAAACCUUCCUUUCGAAAAAAUGGUUAUCGAUCCAUCCACAGGCCGUCUGUACGUUGGCGGCGUGAACAAUCUCUACGACUUAAAUCAUCCACACCUUAGUGUCAAAGCUCACGCUACCACAGGCCCUGAAGAAGACUCUGUUGAAUGUCCAAGUGAUGUUCUUUAUGUAGCAUCAACAUAUGUUCAAAAUGGUGGUCCAUUUCGGGAUGAUGUUCCGGCGGUUGCAUCCCUGUCGCUUGACCAAAAUCGUCUUUUCGAUGUCUCAGCGCGGGGAGUUGGCACCGGAACGGAGAUCAAGAUGGAGAGGAGCGUUGAGGAUGAUGUUCUCUACGGAGUUUUCGUAAAGGGUUGGGAUGUCGAGGAAACGAUACCAUCAUCACAGAGCGCGCUUUGUGUGUACUCAAUGGCCACGGUGGAAAAAAUUUUCCUGGAAAACAUCGAGCUGUGUUUCAAAGGUGAAACCAGUAAGAAUCUACCGUGGUUCAGAUCGACGGAUCAGUGUGUAAAAACGAAAUAUGCUGGGCAGGAGGUGCUGUGCGGUAAGGAUGUAAAUAAUCAUAUUGGCGGUGAAAUACCGGUGAAAGCAAAUGCAGCUUUGGUUACACGUGACGCACAGUUUUCUGCCGUGGCUACAAAUACAACACGUGCCUAUACAAUCGCAUUCAUUGGGACACACGAUGGACGACUUCUUAAAGUACUUUAG